UCCACGACAACUGCUCAGCCCACAUCCUCGCCGGGUGUCUUGCCAACGUUCGAGAAUGACGGGCCGGCGUUCAACAAGGCAGAUCUCAAGUACAACCCCAGCAACGAGUUAAUCUUCCCCAGCGUCUUCGAUGCCGGCCUCCACUUCAGAGAAGCCGCUCUCUCAAAAUGGUACUUAUACUACGCGCCGCACGACAACCCCGGCGGUAUCUCAUUCGUGUACUCCGAUAAUCUCGACGGGCCAUGGACCGAGUACCAGAGCAACCCGGUCAUCUCUAGGGACUGGCCUGCGCUGGGUAGCCCGCCGCCCGGGCAUGUCUCCAGCGCAGACGCAGUCUGGAACGAGGAAGAGCAAAAGAUGUACAUGUACUUCCAUGGCGACAACAGCGUCACCCGCUGGGCUACAUCAGAAGAUGGCAUCAACUUCGAUUACGGCGGUAUUGCGGUUAGCAACUCUGACGCGCCUGUUACCACUACUGAGUCGAGUUACGCUCGCGUCUUCCGCCACCCCGACCGAGACUCUGAAUAUACCUGGGCAAUGUUCUACAUGGUCAACGAGCCCAACAACAUCCGAAAGAUCAGACUCGCCGAGUCCUUCAACGGAGAAGACUGGACGGUCGCUGAUGACUAUGUUGUCAGCGAGCCCGGCGUUAACGUCUCGGGUGGCAACCUCUGGGAGUGGGACGGCCAGCUCUACGUCGUCUAUCACAGCGGCGCUGGCAAGAUCUACGCCCGAACCAUUGAUGAGACCUUGCGGGAUGUGGGAACCGAGGCUGUCGUGCUCUCUGAGGCCAGUGGGCGUGUUGCUGCCCCUUACUUUGUUACAGAGGCUGGCACGACGUACAUGUUUUAUGAGGCGGGUGCUCGGUCGUCGACUAGCAUCGCGUAUGCU
This is a messenger RNA of Ilyonectria robusta, 891 nucleotides long. RefSeq lists its product as uncharacterized. The transcript has a single exon. The annotation marks the transcript as partial. NCBI's taxonomy places the organism in Eukaryota, Fungi, Ascomycota, Sordariomycetes, Hypocreales, Nectriaceae. The record is from RefSeq and is a predicted model, not a curated record.